AUGUCGGAUUCCGAUGGCGGAUCACCUGUGCCUGAAAACGUCCACGAUGCGGGCGAUGUAGAUCGACCUGGCUCAGAAGAGCGAGAUACUCCUCCGCCUCCAGCUGCGAAUCCUGACCUCGAUAUGGAUGAUGCAGACAAUGACAAAGAAGAUGAUCUGUCCGAUAACGAGUCUGAACUCUCUGAAGUCGACGAAGCUGAAUUCGCAGAAUUCGACCCUACAACUGUCGCCUUGGAGGAUCGUCCAACAGUCGGCAUCGAUGAGGAUAUUGCUCGCACACUGAAGGCAGGAAAGCGGAAGCGUACAGACAAGGACAACAAGCCCAAGGAGGGUAAACGCGAGAAGAAGAAACGAGCACGUCGUGAUGACGAUGAAGACCCAGAUGGAGAAGUGCUUGAUGGAAAGAGGGCAAAGAAGUCCAAGAGCUCGAGAAGUGACGGAGGAGAGAGGAAGGACCGCGAGAAGGCCAGGGAGAGAAAGGAGAAGACGCCCGAGAACGAGGACAAUCUCACAGCAGAGGAGAAGAGACGUCGAGCCCUUGAUAGGGCGAUGGAUGCUGCUCUGAAGAAUCCAAACAAGAGAAGACGCAAGAAGGAUGAAGUGGAUCUCGAAGAAGCUUUCGAUGAUGAAAUUGCUGCUCUCAAGAUUCGAAUGGAGCAAGCAUGUGAGGCAGACAAUACAGCUCGCGAGCGAGGUCAACCAGCUAUCCACAAGCUCAAGAUGUUACCCGAAGUCGUUGCUCUCCUCAACCGAAACACCGUUCAACAUUCCAUCGUCGAUCCUGACACGAACUUCCUUCAAUCCGUCAAGUUCUUCCUCGAACCCCUCAACGAUGGCAGUCUUCCUGCGUACAACAUCCAGAGAGAUCUGUUUGCUGCCCUUGUAAAGCUGCCAAUUGAGAAGGAAGCUUUACUUAGCAGUGGUAUUGGCAAGGUGGUUUUGUACUACACCAAGAGCAAGAAGCCAGAAAUUGGUAUCAAGAGAAUUGCCGAGAAAUUACUGGGAGAAUGGUCGAGGCCCAUUCUGAAGCGCAGCGAUGACUACAAGAAGCGUAGGGUCAUGACGAAGGAGUUUGAUCACCAAGCUGCUCAACUUGCCAUUCGACCUGGCGCCACUCAGUCUUCUCAGCUUGCCUCUUCCCAGCGCGCACCUAUGUCACAGCGAGACAUUGACAGGGAGCGCAUCCUUGCACAACCCAUUCGAAGCAACAGAGCAAGAAUGGAGACAGCAAACACCAGUUAUACUGUGGCCCCAAAGAGUACAUUCGACCCAACCAAAGGAUUAGAUCCUGCUAUGAGACCUAUUGGAGCUGGUGGUAUGGAGGCAUUCAGAAAAAUGACCGCAAAACAAGGGAAGAAGCGAUCUUAA
This is a messenger RNA of Mollisia scopiformis, 1368 nucleotides long. RefSeq lists its product as uncharacterized. The transcript is spliced from 3 exons. The record is from RefSeq and is a predicted model, not a curated record. Bases 1 to 1368 code for a protein of 455 amino acids. Gene Ontology annotation, cellular component: nucleus. NCBI's taxonomy places the organism in Eukaryota, Fungi, Ascomycota, Leotiomycetes, Helotiales, Mollisiaceae. Gene Ontology annotation, biological process: poly(A)+ mRNA export from nucleus.